AUUGUCCACUUUGCAGAACACGAGUUGAUGAAAAAAAUACUUCUCGGCCGCGGCCAGCCAUGAGCUGUUUGGAUGUUAUGUACCAAGUCUACGGUCCUCCCCAGCCCUACUUCGCAGCAGCCUACAGCCCCUAUCACCAGAAACUCGCCUUUUACUCCAAAAUGCAAGAAGCCCCGGAGAGCGGCAGCAGCGCCAGCGCCAGCAGCUCCUUCUCCAGCCACCCCGCGGCCAGCAUCAAGGAGGAGGACUGCAGCCCCGAGAAGGAGCGACCCCCCGAGGCCGAGUACAUCAGCUCCCGCUGUGUCCUCUUCACCUACUUCCAGGGGGACAUCAGCGCCGUGGUGGACGAGCACUUCAGCCGGGCGCUCAGCCAGCCCAGCAGCUUCUCCCUCGGCAGCUCGAAGGCGACGCGGAACGCCGGCUCCUGGCGGGAUGGCUCCUUCCCAAUGAGCCAGCGCAUCUUCCCGCCGUCCUUCUGGAACAGCACGUACCAGCCCUCCUCAGUCCCAGCCAGCUUGAGCAGCCCCCUGGCAGCUGCUGCCCACAGUGAGCUGCCCUUCGCCACCACCACCGACCCCUACGCACCCGCCUCCCUGCAUGGUCACCUGCACCAGGGUGGCCCUGAGCCCUGGCACCAUGCCCACCACCACCACCACCACCACCACCACCCCUACAUUGGGACACAGAGCACUGCCUACCCUCGCCCCACCACCAUGCACGAAGUCUACGGGCCCCACUUCGACCCCCGCUACGGCUCCCUUCUGGUGCCCACUGCCUCCGUCCGCCCCCACCGCCUCACCCCCGCCUCCGUGUCCACUCCAGUCAGUCCCCCUUGUGAACUGGGCAAGAACGAAGCGGGCACUGCUGCAGCCUGGACGACACCGGGCCCUUUCCCCAGCGCAGCAGGAGACAUGGCGCAGAGCAUCAGCCUCAAUGUUGACACAGGUAACGAGCUGCCCUUGGCGCCUACAAGUUCCCUGAGUCAGCCUUCUCUCCGUUCUCAGGUUUGCAGACUCAGGAUAAAAGCAAGGAUCUGUACUGGUUUUAGAGCUGUCCUUCACUCUUCUUCCCCUGGCUAUCCCCUGUAGCUCUCUGCCUGUUAGGCAUGGUGGCAUUCAGAGCUGAAAUCGGGUCAGUUUGUAACAGCUUCUGAUCUUGGUUUGCAGCUCGCCGUUACUCCUUCUGUGGUGGAUCCCUUCUGAGCUGAUGUGCUGACUCAAAGACUCUCAGAUUCCCCCCUGCCCUUUUCCAAGCCCAACGUGGCCCCGCAGUUCUGGUAAAGACAACAGGAUUUAAAAGGACCUGGCAUUGCAAGGGCGAUACUUUAGAUUUGUUUCAGAAAGGAAAAUCCUUCUGGCGCAAGAGGAGAGCCAAAGACAUUGAACUUCCAUUUAAGCAGAUCCCACACCGAGACCUGAAUUCAGACUACUCUAAAAGAGUCAAAUGACAUCAUGGAUGGUGAUGCAAAAUGACUGGCCUUCAUACAAGGAGCAGAGAAAAUUGUGGGAGUUCUUUUUUAGUGGUGUGAAUAUUUUUUUAUGGCAGUGAAAGUUAUUUCUUGAAUGUAAACAUGGGAAAGCUACUUAGCAGCUUUGAACUGGAUUUUUACUUUCCUUUAUAGAAAAGUAAAAGGAGAAGAAACUGGAAUUCACAAACAUUUUCAGACUGUCAAGGAACUCGUCAGAUUUUUCAGCUUUGUGGUUGUGAGUGGCAAGUGUCUGGCUGGGGCCACCUGCCCUGGGCUUAUAGAUAUGCAGCUGUUCUGCUCACAACUGCUCAAAUCCCAGAAAGAUGAAAACCAAGGUGGCACUUCUUAGAGUUUGGCACAACAUUUGCAUUGGAUGUAUAACAGUUGUUUGGCUGGGGGAGUGGGGUGGUGUUUGGUUUUUUUGUUGGUUUUUGUUUUUUGGUUUUUGUUGGGUUUUUUUUGUGUGUGUGUUCUGUUUUUGUUUUUUUUUUUUUACAAUAAACAUUUUCUGGUGAAAGUAAAACCCCCUUAAAGCAGGGGGAGAAUGGAGUCUGGAGAAGAAUGGCUCAUCUUCAAUCCAACAACCUUUAAAGGGAAUACCAGAAUGAAAAGCAUGUGAUGGACAAUAGGUCCGAGUUGCUUCUAACACUUCUCUUUGUCCACUUGUUGCUGUCAUUUUGUCACUUUAGUAGCUGUUUUGGUUUUUUUUAAAGAGGGAAUAAGAUAGCUAUUUAACAGUAGGAAAGCUAUAUUAAAGGUAUCUCCUUCUUUCACCCUGUGUACUUUUAUGCAGAAUUAAGCUAAAUAAGAGAAAUGAGACAAACUGGAAACUUCAGGAUGAAAAAGAAAAAGGAUUUCUCAAAUGGAUGAAGUGAGUUAUUUUAUUAUUUUGUGCUAAAGAUAAAUAGAAAUCCUAACAGUUGAAAAUAUUUUCUUAGUGAGUAAAAUAUACAUCGAUAAAUACAAAAUACAAAAAAUGCGAGACUAUUGCAGUGCUACAUUUUAGUGUGUGGUGUAUCUAUAAGAUCUGUAAGAGGCUUUCCAUAGUAGCAGAUAUUUUUCCAUGAAGCUGCUAGAAGAGGGGACUAUAGCAUUUAGUGUUGCUAUUGCACUGGUAAAUUAAAAUGUUAUUAUCGAGUGAUGAAUAAUUAAUGAAACAGGACAGAAAUAGAGAUUAUCCUAUACUUAAAAGCUGACUUUUUUACAGGCAAAACAUUUGAUUUGAACAC
Molecule: messenger RNA, 2697 nt
Organism: Chiroxiphia lanceolata (lance-tailed manakin)
Lineage: Eukaryota; Metazoa; Chordata; Aves; Passeriformes; Pipridae
Gene: VGLL2
Product: vestigial like family member 2
Exons: 4
Coding region: 60-1088 (342 amino acids)
Biological process (GO): regulation of transcription by RNA polymerase II
Cellular component (GO): nucleus
Source: RefSeq, a predicted model, not a curated record